Saccharomycopsis crataegensis is the source of this 645-nucleotide messenger RNA. RefSeq names its product phosphatidylglycerophosphatase (gene GEP4). Gene Ontology annotation, molecular function: phosphatidylglycerophosphatase activity. The record is from RefSeq and is a predicted model, not a curated record. NCBI's taxonomy places the organism in Eukaryota, Fungi, Ascomycota, Saccharomycetes, Ascoideales, Saccharomycopsidaceae. The transcript has a single exon. Gene Ontology annotation, biological process: cardiolipin biosynthetic process. Gene Ontology annotation, cellular component: mitochondrion. Bases 1 to 645 code for a protein of 214 amino acids.
AUGCCAGAAAGACUUCACUACAUCACCAUGAACAUUAGCGCCACUUUAAAUGUCUGUCGCCUCUUCUUGAGCCCAAGUCUCUGUCUUCCUCAUAUACAGGCAUCUAACUUUAAUGAGCUCCGGUUCCCACUCGUUUCCACAAUAUUACCAACUCCACUAGAAAAAAAGCCCUCGAUUCGUGCUAUUGUCCUCGAUAAGGACAAUUGCUUUGCCUCAAAUCAUGACGAUAAGGUUUGGCCUACCUACAAGUCCAAAUGGACCGAACUACGUGCUAAGUACCCUGAAGCAAGCCUUCUUAUUGUUAGCAAUUCGGCAGGAACCAACGAUGAUCCGGGCCACGCUGAAGCUGCUCGGGUUGAAGCGAAUACCGGAAUACCUGUACUUCGUCACUCUACAAAAAAACCAGGGUGUUAUCCGGAAAUAUUAGAGUACUUCUACGCUAAUGGGGCCAUCGACUAUCCUUCCCAGAUAGCAAUAGUUGGAGAUCGUUUAUUCACAGACAUUUUGAUGGCUAACAUGAUGGGAGCCCAGGGAGUGUGGCUAAGUAAAGGAGUGGUUGAAAGUCAAAGCUUGAUUUGCAAGAUUGAACGAUUCGUUUAUAAUAGCUUGAUUGCUCGUGGUUACAAGCCUCCAUCUGUAAAAUAA